Messenger RNA from Helobdella robusta, 2223 nucleotides. RefSeq lists its product as hypothetical. Bases 1 to 2223 code for a protein of 740 amino acids. Gene Ontology annotation, cellular component: plasma membrane. The record is from RefSeq and is a predicted model, not a curated record. The transcript has a single exon. Lineage: Eukaryota; Metazoa; Annelida; Clitellata; Rhynchobdellida; Glossiphoniidae.
AUGAACACGUUAUCAAGCUUCUUGUCCAAAUUUCAACUUACAACAGUUAUCAUCUCCCUGAUUGUAGUCCAUACCUCAGCGAACAGCAACAAAACUUCGGAUGACAUUAAAGAUCUAGGAUCAUACGUUGGCUGCUUUCGCUACGUGACAUCAACUAAUGACCUCAUAUUUCCUUCCACUCUUAAAAGUUAUUGCAUCUCACGAUGUCGACUCGCAAACCUUAACCUAAUAGCCGUGUCUAAGUUUAAUGCUUGCCAGUGCGUCCAGACGUUGGGGCCCGCGGUAUCUUCUGCUCUGUGCAAUUAUAUCUGCCAGGCUGAUCAAUCUUGUCUAUCCACAAACUAUUAUUUCGUUUAUAGGAUCGGGCCUCAAAAGAUACACCACGCGUAUUAUUGUACUAACGAUAAGAUGAAUACGUUCGAUGUACAAGUACCAGCACAAACCUCUCUUGAAACGUGCGCACACAUCUGCUUGGAGCUGAACUACACAUUCUUGCAAACACUCCGCAAAGAAGUCUGUAGCUGCAUCAAGACUCUCGAAUACGGAAUCUUCCACAGGACAAAACUGACUUGUAACGAACUGGUUGAAAACUCAUUAGAGAUAAAAAAUUGUCACUAUACAGAGCAUGAAAACAAAACGACUAUCUACACGACACGUUUCAGUUACGAUUUUCAACGAGGUGUCUCGAGUUAUUCGCACUGCAAGAAUAAAAAAUACGAGAUAGCAGAAAAAUGUGCGGACGGGUGCAGCGAGGGUUGGAUGGGAGAUUCAUGCAGGAAUAGAGAUUGCAGGCAGAACAAUGGAGAUUGUGGCAGUGAGAUGAAAUGUGUUGAAGUUGUCGUUAACAAUCAGACGUACGUUGAGUGUGUCUGUCCGUACGGCACGGUUAGAACCAGAUGGGAUGUAUGCGAAGUUUUCAAAUUUAAUUUAGUUGAAUCCGACUCCUGCUCUCUCAGUUCAACAUUCUAUGAUAGAGCUCGCAAUAUUAGCAUGGAGGCGACAUAUUUGUCCGACCACUCAAUUGAUGGCUACACUGCAGCACAAAUUAACGACAACAUCGCCGCGUGGAUCGCCGUUACUUUCCAGAAAUUGUAUGCAAUUGGAUUCGUGAAAGUUUAUGGAAAGCUCUGCCAAGAUGAAAAAGACUGCAGUCGUCUCAAUAAUUUCCUAGUUAAACUCAGUACAUUAUAUGAAUUUGACAAUGAUUCCGACAUAAGAAGCUUGCUGGAAUUAUGUGGGAAGGGACCGGAUCAUGCUGUCCAAGCUGGGACUCCAAUGACAGUCGUCUGCAAAAAUUUCACCUUGCUUUCCAGGAGUCUUAUCAUUCAACAAUCAAAUGAAAAAUUUUCAUUGGGAAAUUCAGCAAUAGCAGAAUUAGAAGUCUUCGAAGUCGGCUGCGAUACACUGAACGGAAGAUGCAAAGAGGAUCAAAAAUGCACAGAAGAGAAGAUGCACGAUGCAACGGUCACAAAAUGCACAGAUCUGAACGAUUUACGCUCUGCUGUAGCUCCAUUUUAUGGAUGUUUCAGAUGGUUGUUGACGCAAUAUCACCUCAAUCGCUACGGUUUGUCUUACCAGGAGUGCCAAGAUGAGUGCAGAGCAAGGAAGUUCGACGUAGCCGCGGUGAAGGCUGGUAUAAAUUGUUCGUGUGGCAACCAAGUAACAGUCGGCGAUGAAGCGCCGAUGGAUGAUUGCAGAAAGCAGCACUAUCUUGCUUAUUAUAUCUACCACGACUGUAAAGUAAAUCAGUUUUGCGGUGCCACCACCAAAACCAACACAUCCGUCAAUGCAAAUACUACGGCGACCACCGCAGAACCUGACGUCAUCAGUAAAACGGAAUCUACCGACAUGAAUAAAAAAUUUAAAGACAACAAUAAUACCAAAUUAAUAAUCAUUGUAGUCCUAUCGCUGGCAAUAAUCUUAACGACAAUCGGCGCGGUGGUGCUCCUUAGAUCGAGAUUCCUGAGAGACAAGCGUGGAGUUGUCAUCGCUACCAUUCUUGACAGACACCGUCAUAACGCUGCAGCGGACAAGCCAGCGCCACUUUCUACCAGAAUUAUAAAUGACAUAUUGAAAAAGUCUGGCAGAGGGGUAGAAAAAGGAUCAUCUAUAAAUGACUCGGUAGCGAGUACAGCUAGUACAUAUGUCUCUGAGCCCAGUGGUGUUAAUACCGGAGAUACUACAACUGCUGCCUGGAGGUGCUGGAUGUGGUGGAAGCGUUGA